AUAGAAAGGUGGCAGCGAUAAAAAAAAACAGAUGUAGAUAUCAUUCACUAGAUGGCAGACAUACACCACACUCCAGCAUUUCCCCAUGCAGCACAACCUGCUACAACCCACACUGUGCAGCGGUAUUUGUACCUGGAGAAUAUCUGUUGGACCGAUUGUGGAGACACACAUCUUGGAAGGGGAGAUGAGGGGUGUUUAACAAAAAUAAUUAAUUAUUUUUUAGAUAAUAUUUAAUUACUUCAUCCCUCCCACCCUUUUUCUUUCUCCGAGGCUUCAAUGACAGAUGGCCUAAUAAACCAGUUAAAAUUCCCCUCAGCCUUUUUCAAACUGACCUUGGGUUUUCACACACACACACAUACACACAUACAUACAAACACAAGGUCAUGUGCUGGUUUGUUACAAGAUACUAGAGGGAGGAACAUCUUUUCUUCCUCCACCCAGAAUACACAGACAGUUCACUUGUACAUACAUGUCCUUUCACAUACAAAUACAAAAACACACAAGCUCUCUCCUCCCACCCUGUUUGUUCCUCCUCUCUCUCUCUUACACACACAAACACACUCUCACUCUGGUCGAUGCUGUGAGUUCCUCCUCUCCGUGUUUGGGGAGGGGGUGGUGGGGUGUUGAGCACAGGAUUCUCUCUGCUUUGCUCUCAGUCUGCAAUCAGCAACGGACACACACGCACACAGACGCAGCAGCUAUGAGCGCAGGCGAUGUGGUGUGCACAGGAUGGCUCAUAAAAUCCCCUCCGGAGAAGAAGCUAAAGAGAUUUUCAUGGCGAAAGAGAUGGUUUGUUUUACGGAGGGGUCGGAUGAGCGGGAAUCCUGACGUUUUGGAAUAUUACCGUAGCAAGAGCUCCCGCAAACCAAUCCGAACCAUCGACCUGCAAGAAUGCGAGGUCACCAUCGAGGCGGAAGUGCGGCCUACGAAACGGCAGCACCAGAAUCAGCACCUGUUUGUGGUCAAGACUGCAACACGCAUCUUUUACCUGCUGGCCAAAACGGCAGAGGAGAUGAACGACUGGGUGCAGAAUAUCGGACAGAUCUGUACGUUUGGAGGACUCAACAGACACGCAGAAUCAAUGGACAGUCUAAAUCGCACACCCUCUUCCCAGCAGCCCUCUCCAGCACUUUCUCCUCAUGUUUCUCUUGUGGCCAAUCAGGACACCGUUACCGUCGACAACCAUGCUGUCUUAGACAGGCCAAGCGAAUCAGAGAGCAGCCCUCCACUUGACUACCUCUUCCUCUCUCAGUGUGAAACCGGCACCAAAAGCAUUGUGAGGUGUGACAGCAUCUCGAACUCUGAACGUUCGUUUGAGCAAAGCUCGUCUGAGUACACGGAGGAUGUGUUUAGCCCCACCCCACGUAUUGACACCUCCCCUUCCCCUUUCCUGCUGACUGGGGUGUCGGAGCCCCCUUUUAGCGCACCCUGUGGCCAACUCUCUGUCUCCUCCUCUCUGUCGUCCUGCCUCUCAUCUCCCAUCUCUCUGCGCCCACCGGACAUUUUCAGAUUCGACCGGCUCUUCUGUGUGGCAUCAGAACCACAAACUCCUCCUCCCCUCCCACCCAAACCCACACACCUUUCCGAUCAACACAGUAAUGAGGAUACAAGCCGUAAUCAAUCACAACCUGCGCUCCUUCCUCGCAGGACGUCACUUUCAGCAAUUGACCACUUUAGGAGAGGAGAGUUUGACAGUUCUGGAAGAAACUGGAACAAACGACUGAGCCUCAACUUGCCAAUAUUUCAGAAUACCACAGUAACUGAAAACCACUGUGAGGAUUCAUAUGUGCCCAUGGCCUCCCCACCAAUCAGCUGCACUGAUGUCACUUCAGAUGGCUACAUACCCAUGAGCCCCUCCACCCUGCCCGUCUCCCUACUCACCAACGGCAAACCAGAGCUGCCCUCGCCUUCCAAUCCUGACCUUGAGCCUCCUCCAGUCGACCGCAACCUUAAACCAAGAAGACCUCGACCGCCGCCUUUAGACUUGCGGGGCCUGUCCACCAUUUCUGAAUGUCCUUUCCAUGUUCCCCUCACACGCGCCAUGACAGAACCCAGCACUUCACUUCAGUGUACUCCUUUGGACAGACGGCGUGUUUGGUGCUUAAAUGGCUCUGAACAGGAUGGCAGCAUCACUCCAACAGACUCUCGGCAGAUGUUGUUUCCAUCUUGUGACUCUGCUCCCUGGAUGAGGCCUUCUCAGCUGGAUUACUUGUCACUUGACUUCAACUCUGCCUCUCCGUCACCUGUCCAGAAGAAACCAUUGCUGGCAGACGAAUACAGGGUGGACUAUGUGAAGGUAGAUGAGAAGAAGACCCAGGCUUUACAAAGCACCAAGAUGGAGUGGAAGGAUGUCCGUCAGUCAAAACCUUAAAGACUUCUAUGGGGGGAAGAAAAAAAAAAGAUAAUCCAUUUAAACUGUUACAUGGUUCAAAACUUGAUUUGUUCUCAUCUCCUACAAUUUCAGGUACAUUUUACACUGCUGUGAAAGGAGGAAGUACAGACAUUAACAUUAAGAAAUAAAAUGGCAUAUUAUUCAGGAAAUUAUUUCAGAAUAAAAGACUUUAAAUGCAGGGAAUCAUGAUUAAAGCUAUUGGUUUUGUUGUCCUUAAACCAGAGAGAGUUUGCUAAAGAUUAGUGGCUUGUAAAAGAAGAUUGCUUAGUUCUACAAUAUAAAUUAUACAGUCAUAACAUUACUAAAUAAGGGAAAAUAUAUUAGAAUGAUUGAGUUUAUGUGCACCCUUACCAUUAAUUAAUUUGUGUUCAGUAAUAUCUUUAAAAAUCAUUCAUGUCCACCAAGGAUGUAUUUAUUUUUACAAAAUAUUAUUCAAUAAAUAACUGAUUUAUAAUGAUAUUUUUUCCAGUGAGGGCAAGCUGAAUUUUCGCCAUCAUUACUCGAUUCUUUAGUGACAGAUGAUCCUUCAAAAAAAAUCCUUAUUCAGGCCCAUAGCUAGCCUGGUUAAAAAAGGGGUGGUUCUUUUUUCUUAAAAUAUGGAUCUUUUUGCAGUUAUACGCCUCAUUUUCUGUUUAUCUAUUAGGUUUAAAUACUUUUUAAGCACCUUUUUUUUGCUGGGUUAGCUUGCCGGAUGGUGAUCAACCACACGUUUGGAUGUACCAAAAACAUUUCCUAAAGAUGUAGAGGAAGAAAAAUAUGAAAAUAAUGCUUAUUUUUCAAAUAAAAACUCAUUGCACCAUAUUUCAUUAGGAAAAAAAAAGAUGCUAUUCAAGUUUUAAAUUAAAAACUUGCCUAUCGUCAUUUAUUAGGCAAACACAAACUGGCCAGCACAUUCAACUUUCCUUAGUUGCGCUGAAGCAACAUCCAAAAGAGGAUUUUGUCUGGUCUUAAAACCUUCUUCUGUGGUUAUUUUCACAAUUUAUUAUGGCAUUAAACUCAAAAUAGGACAAAUGAGCUUAUGUAUAUAUUUUAAGCAAUUAAAUAUGUCAUUCCUAAAUAAAUUUGUUAAUUUCUUAACCAAGGAAAUCUUACAUAGACAAAAACCGUAGUGCACAUUUUUGUAAACACGUAACUGAUUCAAAAUAAAAGUUUAAGACAUGACUGCGUAAUUUAUGUCGAACACCAAGGUAAUCUGCAUUAACAAACUGACAUUCAGACAAUGACAAAAGCAUCUCAUCUAAAACAUCUCCAAAUCUUUAAGAGCAUAUGAUUUUUGAUCGACUAAGGUACAAAUGAACAGCAAAAUAUGUGUGAAAUGAGCAUUUAUUAUAGACCCUUUAAUCAAUAUGCAGAUUUGCUGCAUAACAAACAUUUAUUAUUAAAGUUACAAUUUGGAUCUAAUUGCUGUCACUUUUAAACAAUUAAAUACAUCAUUGCUGGAUUAAUUUCUUUAUCAAAGAAACCUCACAGAGCCGAAAAUCGUUGAAUAGUGCACAUUUUUGUAAACACGUUUCAAAAUAAAAAGUUAAGACAUGACUGUGUAUUUUAUAUUGAGAAAACAAAGUAAUCUACUUUAGCAAACUAGCAUCCAGACAAUAACAAAAGCAUGAAUCUCAUCUAAAAACAUCUCCAAAUCUUCAACAGUAUAUGAUUUUGUUCGACUCAAGGUACAAAUGAACAGCAAAAUAUUUAUGAAAUAAGCAUUAAUUGUUGAUCGUUUACUUACCUUAACAUGUGCACUCAUUGGUACCUUUAUUUUGAAAUAAUUCCCUGAAAGCAACAGCUGUUUUUCACAACUGAUGUAUGAGACUCGAACGUCACAUUGCUGUUGCGUCCCAAUUCGCUUACUUAUACUACGCCCUAAAAGUAUGUACUUUUUUUGUGAAGGAAAAAUAUAUACUUUUGAAUGUGUACCAGAAGAGUAUCAAAGUGCUUUUAAGGCAAGUCAUUUCACUCGACAGCCAUCUUUGAAACGCCUUUCGGACAGUAUGCUCGGGCAUGCUUGAAUGAGGAAACAUCAAAUUCUCCAAAACUGCUUUCUAAGCUUACCAAUGAAUUUCAUAUUAAGAAUCACAAAUACAAUUACACAAAAACUGUGUUGUUAGUUUCAUUUCUAAACAUCUAAAUCACACAAAAUAUGUAGAAACUCACCUCUGGUCCGAGCCCCUCCUUCAGAGUAUUGGCAGACAAUAGCGAUCGAUGAUUGGCUCCUGUACUAGAAGGCGGGCAUUAUUCGGCAUAUAGCGAUCGAUGAUUGGCUCCUUCACCAUAUUGACCAUUACACUUUUUCCCAAUCAAAAAGAUAACAUUUAACAGAUCGUUGUGUUGCUUAGUUAUGAUCCCUGUCAAUCAUCCACACAUUAUCCACAUUUCCAUUAUAUUUAAUUUCCUACCUUACUGGAGAAACAGCAGCAGGUUAAUAUUUCAUGCAGAGAAAUCUCAUCAGGUCUUUGGAUCAUUAUCCAUUCAGAUGUUAAUGUCCAACCACGUCUUUAUAUAAGUUCAGUAUUGUUGUUGCAGAUAAAAUAUAACACAGAAAAUGUGAUUUAAAGUCUUCCCAGUUGGCUGGAUAUUGAUUAACAGUCAAACAAACAUCUUAACAGAAGCCUCUCUACUUGAUGGUUGGUCCCGCGCGUCCACCAUGUUUGUAGUUUAUUUACACUUUUCACCCACGUUUGUAGUUCUAAUAGAAUUUACAUCCAGCGCACAAUGUACUGUGGGCAAUAUCAGCAAUUAGCGUAUGAAAAUCGAGUCCCACCUGACAAUUGGGCCCGCCUAGGACCCUGGGUGGUCCUAGGUAUACUUUGUAUACCUACAUCUAGGUAUAUACACAUAUCUAUGUGUCUUUCUGUGGUUUACCAUACAAACAAGUUCAUUCAUUCAUUUUCUUGUCGGCUUAGUCCCUUUAUUAAUCAGAGGUCGACACAGUGGAAUGAACCGCCUACCCAUCCAGCAAGUUUUUACGCAGCGGAUGCCCUUCCAGCCGCAACCCACCUCUGGGAAACAUCCACACACAUAUUCACACACUCACACUACGGACAAUUUAGCCUACCCAAUUCACCUGUACCGCAUGUCUUUGGAAACCUACUAAUUCUAUUUCAAAUACAAUUCAAGACGGAUAGUAUGCGAAUUGGGACGCAGCAUGCCUUAUUUGCGAAUUCUGAAAUAAUGUUUUCAAGGGUGUCAUGAAGUCUUUAAUUCAAUGGUCUCAAACUCAAUUCCUGGAGCUCUGCAGAGUUUAGCUCCAACCAUCUCCAACUCACACUUGCUUAGUCUUGAACACCUUGAUUGGUUGGAUCAGCUGUGUUUGAUUAGCGUUUGAGCCAAACUGUGCAGAGCUGUGAACAUUUAUUAAUUUAUUUUUUCAAGUAUUCCCCAAAGUGAUGUUUAACAGAGCAAGAAAGAAUCGAGUUUGAGGCCUAUGCUUUAAGUAAACAUGAACAUAUUACGUAUUUAUGAUGUGUACAAUCACUGAAGGGCGUCACAGAAAAUCGAAAUGUCUCUUGCACUGAUUAAGAAACACAUUGGAGACGAAGUUUAGCAUGGACUUAAUGUAUUACAAUAAGAGAGUCGGAGCACUGUAAACCACACACUGUGACUGAACGCUGAAACUGAAUGAAGGAAGCUAAUGUUUUGUAGAAGGGAAAUCUGCCUUUUCUUUUUCUAGAUUGAAUGUUGUGUGAAUAUUGAAUGUUUAAUAUGUUAAACUACUGUCACGGGAUCAUGAACGUCUGUCAACACUUAUCGGAAUGUAUUUUUCCUCGAUAAACAGGCAUUACGAAUGUAUUUGUGUCUUGGGUUGCCAUGUCAUGCUGUGCUUAUAUGACAUUCGCUGUAUUGACGAGCACAACAACUAUCACUGUGACAUUCAUCGGAUGUUCUUCAGUGUAUGCUUUAUUGUUUCAUGAAGAAAUGUAAUACAUGAGAGAGAGAAUGAGCGAGGGAUGUGUGUGUGUGCCUGUGUGUGUGUGUGUGUGAGUGUGUAUGUGUGCCCAGAAAUUUAGAGACCUACUAACCUGUGUGAAUCAAUGGAUGUUUAUCCGUCAGCAGGUAAUAUUGUGAUGCGUAUUGAACACAAUAAAUCACUUUAAAACAGUUCAGCUCAAUAAACUGAAAACAAAUGACUGUU
This is a messenger RNA of Danio rerio (zebrafish), 6521 nucleotides long. NCBI's taxonomy places the organism in Eukaryota, Metazoa, Chordata, Actinopteri, Cypriniformes, Danionidae. The record is from RefSeq and is a predicted model, not a curated record.